AUGCGUUUCGCUGCUGCCGCUUCUAUCUUGGCCCUGGCCAGCACUGUCCUCGCUGCCAACCCAUGGAAGAACAUGGGAGGUGACUUUGCCAUCAUCGGACCCUCGUUCAACGCCUCCGUCAAGGCCGGCGACACCAUCCCCUUCGAGUACGCGUUCUAUACCUUAAAGAUGGUCGGCAACAACACUAAUACCAACACCACCACCCCUACCCUCAACACCGGCACCGUCACGUUGACCUCUUUGGCGUGGGUUGGCGCAACUGGCAACACGACUGUGGAGAUCGCAUGGGACAAUAACCGCAACACUGGCUAUGCUGCCGUCUGCCAGCCCGCGGAUGUUUGCACAGGCAACUACUACCCUAAGCGUGCUGAGCUCACUAUCCCCGCCGACUCUUACCCCUCCAAUUACAGUCUUGUCAUCGGAUACACGUUGAAGCUAGUUCAGGAUACAAAGUUAACCUACAAGUUCCCCAUCAACGUCGUCGCUGCCUCGGCCAACGUGACCUCGCCCGUUGCCACCAUCGCUGCUGCCCCCGUUGUCAAGGCCACCCUCCCCGUCUAUGCCGCUCCUUCAUCGAGUGGCCUGGCCAACAAGGCCUCCACGGCCGUCAUUGGCGCCACCAUGGUCCUCGCCUCAGCUAUGCUCUUGCUUUAA
Linnemannia hyalina is the source of this 654-nucleotide messenger RNA. The record is from the annotation of a GenBank genome assembly. NCBI's taxonomy places the organism in Eukaryota, Fungi, Mortierellomycota, Mortierellomycetes, Mortierellales, Mortierellaceae.